Cydia strobilella is the source of this 7506-nucleotide messenger RNA. It is a transcript of the gene twf, whose product is annotated as twinfilin. Gene Ontology annotation, molecular function: actin filament binding; actin monomer binding. The record is from RefSeq and is a predicted model, not a curated record. The transcript is spliced from 9 exons. Lineage: Eukaryota; Metazoa; Arthropoda; Insecta; Lepidoptera; Tortricidae. Gene Ontology annotation, biological process: actin filament depolymerization; positive regulation of neuron projection development; barbed-end actin filament capping. The coding region runs from base 150 to 1181 and encodes 343 amino acids. Gene Ontology annotation, cellular component: myofibril; cytoplasm; actin filament.
CGGUUUCAUGACAUGACGGUUCUAUUAACUCGUCAUUACGUUUAAUUCGCGUAUUUUUGUGUAUUGUAAAGUAUUUACAGUUUUAAUAACUGAACAAUAUUUACGUAGUUCUUGUUUUUACACAGUGUAACUACAGAACUGACCGUGAGAUGUCUCAUCAAACGGGUAUUCAAGCUAAUGAAGACCUGAAAAAGUAUUUCAACAAAUGUAGGGAUGGAAAAAUACGCGUCAUGAAAAUCAGUAUAGAUAAUGAACAGUUGACUCUUGCCAAGAAAGAGCCAGUAAAAGGGACGUGGGAACAGGACUUUGACAAAUACCUACCGUCACUGAUUGUGGAAGAUAUGCCCUGCUACAUGUUAUAUAGGUUCGACUCCACAAACUCUCUGGGCCACGAGUGGUUGCUUCUCAGUUGGUCUCCGGACUCGGCGGCAGUCCGGCACAAGAUGCUGUAUGCUUCGACCAAAGCGACACUCAAACAGGAGUUUGGCUCUGCACAUAUAAAGGACGAGAUGCAUGCCACUACCAAGGGAGAAGUAUCCCUAAAAGGCUACAAGGCGCACUUGAGCGGCAUCAGCGCGCCGGCGCCGUUGACGGAAAGGGAAGAGGCCUUGAAAGAACUCCAGCAGACCGACCAUAGCACCAACUACAGUACCGACUCUAGGCAAUCAACUAUGGGUGGCGUUUCGUUUCCCAUCACGGAAGCCGCCGAACAAGCCAUAAUGGAUCUACAGAGGGGUUCCUACAACUAUAUACAGUUUAAAAUCGAUCUAGAAGAAGAAAAGAUACACCUAUCGAAAGCCGCCAAUAUCCCUCUAGUGAGCCUGCCCGAGCAAGUGCCGAGCGACCAGGCGAGGUAUCACCUUUACGUGUUCAAACACAGCCACGAGGGAGACCACAUGGAUAGCAUAGUGUUCAUCUACUCGAUGCCCGGUUAUAGUUGUUCUAUCAAAGAGAGGAUGCUGUAUUCCAGCUGUAAAGGACAGUUCUUAGAUAUCAUAGAGAAAAUUGGAGUGGUGAUAGAAAAACGAAUUGAAAUCGACGACGGCAAGGAGCUCACCGAGGAGUUCCUAUACGAGGAAAUCCACCCCAAGCGCAACCUGCACCGCCCCGCCUUCGCCAAGCCCAAGGGGCCGCCCAACAGGGGCGCUAAGAGGAUCACCAAGUCGCAGCCCCUGCAGUAACCGGCACUAGAAAUACAAGGAAAAUAGUGUAAGGUCAAUGUGGGGAAGACCGAUAUGUACAUUUUUUGGUUGAGAAGACCGUCAUAUGGUAAGAACUCUCGUAUUUGAGCGUUUCUUUUUUAUUGCCAUUUUUUUUAUGUGACCUUUUUUGCCAGUUUUGUGUUAUUUCUAGUCAGGAUCACGAGCUCUUUCGAUCCUAAUGGGAUAAUAAUAAUAAAUAAAUAACAAUAAAUUCUUUAUUUGGCAGGCAAGAAACCCAAUUAUUACAAUCUAAUAUAAAAAUGUACAAAUAAACAAAAAAACAAAAAAAUGUCCCAAGGUUUUUUUCCUAUUGUGUUACCAUUUCCCUAUAUACUUUGUAUGGCGGUAACCAAAAGGAAAGUUUGAAAAUUUUAUGGAAAUUUUGGGACACUUUUUUCUCCUAUAAGGAUGAAAAGGGCUCGUGAUCCUGACUAGAAAUAACACAAAAGUGGCAAAAAAAUCACAUAAAAAAUGGCAAAAAAAAGAAACGCUCAUUUGUAUACGUACUUCGCUCCGACCAGCUUCCGUUGCUUACCAUCAUGCGAUUCCUCUUCUCGUCUGCCUCCUAUGUCAUAAAAAAACCGGCCAAGUGCGAGUCGGAGUCGCGCAUGAAGGGUUCCGUACCAUUACGCAAAUAAACGACAAAAAAAUCACGUUUGUUAUAUGGGAACCCCUCUUAAAUAUUUAUUUUAUUCUGUUUUUAGUAUUUGUUGUUAUUUGUUAUAGCGGCAACAGAAAUACAUCAUCUGUGAAAAUUUCAACUGUCUAGCUAUCACGGUUCAUGAGAUACAGCCUGGUGACAGACAGACAGACAGACGGACAGCGGAGUCUUAGUAAUAGGGUCCCGUUUUUACCCUUUGGGUAUGGAACCCUAAAAAACAGACGGGAAGAGGUUCGCUCCUUCUGGUCCACCGACCUGUAAGUGGAGCAUGUGUAGGUACGAUCGCAAGUUAGAAGCGACGAAAUAUUGAUUUAAAAAUGUCCUAAAUUAUGUGUUAGGUAUUUAUUUAAUUCAAUAUUUGCAUCCCUGUAUGUGGGCCGAACACACUGAGCAAAAAAACUGUAUUACCAGCUAAUCAAAAACUGUAUUCUGGCCAAUAGAUUAUUUGAUUGAUUGAUAAAGCUUGUAGACGGUCUUACCUGAUAGGCUGUCUUCUCCACAGUGACCAUACUAAAUUUAAGAAAUUCUAUCUACAGUUACAAUUUUUGAAAUAAAGUAAAAAUAGAUAAACGAUUACUAAAUCCAAUUUGAGGUCAGUGUCAUUAGAUACCACAGUAAUCAGAAUGUUCGGUAAAAUCGUACCCUUUCUAUUCUAAGGCGUAGAAAAUAAAGCCGCAAUCGGAUGAAAUUUUGUAGAAUCAGCUAAAUAUUGAUCUUGAGAAGUCACAGUGUGUGGCAGUGCCACCAAAAACGUUGAAUUCUUAAUAAAUAACGUUAAGGAAAGUUUUCAGGAAUACAAAUUUUGUAUGUCAGUUUUGUGACGGUCCAUAAAAAAUGUACGUGAAAAUGCGUCGCUAUAGUAGCAAUUUUAUUCGGAUACUUUUUUCCUUUUUAAAUCGAUCGUUCAUCGUCCUCGUGAUUCUGGUUAGAAAUAACCUAAAAGUCUAUGGUUUAUAGAAAAAAAAUGUCCUUAUUGAGCCUCCCACACUUUGUCACUGGAAAGUUAGCUUUUAGACGGACUACUUCGUGUUCGUGGAAUGGUGGGCCAGCAUGCCCAGUUUGGAGUUUGGAUCAGUUUGGUUUGGAUUUUUCCUCUAUUUCAAAAAUGGUAUGUUUGUUGCAAACGUCUCUGUUGAGUACCUGCAGAUAGUGUCAAAGGAGAACCGAACUUUCAUAGGUUUGGUUCACUUAAAACAAGGUCUGUCAAAAAUAUCUAUACAAACAGUCGCAAACGCAAGUUUCAAGGUCUUAAAGCUCGGCCAAACGCAAGGCGCGACGCAGCGCCGCGUCCGCGCCGCGUUCGCGCCGCGUGAUGCCUGUUCAAACAGGUCGCGCCGGCCUCGCGCUGUCAACACGCAUACAGCAGCAUGCGCGCGCGGAAGGUUUCUCAUUCGCGUCCGACUGAUGUGACCCAGCGUGCCGCCGCGACCGCGCCGCGUUCACGCGCGUCCGUGCCGCGUGGACGCGCGCGACGGGGCGCGACAGAAGCGGGGCGCGAUGCCGGCGGGACGCAGUCUGUGUGACGUCGCUAACCUGUUAGCCUGUAGUGCGGCGGUCGCGCCGCGCGACCGCGGCUUUGCGUCAAGCCUUGUGUUUGGCCGAGCCUUUAGCGCUUAAUUAUAUGUCACUCAAUUUUAUACAUGGUGAUCAAUUUAAAAAGAGUAGGAAAUCUUGUUUUUGUAUUUAACACCCUGUAUUAAUAAAGUGUGGCCUUGAAUGUGCACUGUGCAGUAUGGCGGUCUUCACAUAGUAUGCGGAUCCGCGGUGUGCGAGCGGGACAUCGCUAUAUACGUGCAUAGCGCUGUCUCGCUUACACACCAGGGCGGCGUGCGGAUCCGCAUCAUUGUGAUAACCACGUAUCAAAUGUGUAUGAGGUAUAGUCUGUAUUGAAUAAAUUCUCAUUUAUAUUUGGUGUACAAUUCAAAAAUAUUCUUUCAAUAAAUUUUCUCUUGUAUUGCAAUUACACAAAUUAAUCAAUGACUUACGUUUUCGUAUUCUUCAAGUUUAUGUACAUUUACAUACAUAUAUUAUCAAUACACACCUGUCAUGAAAGUGAGUGAAAGUGAAGUUCUUCUGUAUAAUGAUGAAUUAAUAUUUCGUAUCUAUAAAUAUAAAUAUGCCUCAUAUUACUAACCACGACAGUUCAUUUAGUGAAAUUUAACUAAAAUAUAAGCUAUUUUUACAUUUGCUCAGAAUAAUUUUGUCGUAAGAACAAUUUUGUGUCGAUCCAUAUAAAAAGAAACCUCAGUUCAACUGCUGCUUACGCCAUGUUUAACGAAUAUGUGUAGUUUUCAAGAAAAAGUUCCCAUAUUGUUGCUUCCUAUAAGGACACUGACAGGUUAUUCGUCUAAAGUACUAGCAAAUUUCGUCCUACCGACAAUGCAUUCAUUUGUAUAAACGUUAAACGUACACGACAUUUAACCUGAGGGCCAUUUUAUGAGGAGCGACACAUUUUAUAAUAUACGAACUGCAAGACUGGCCGACCGUCUUCUGUAGUACACUUGUUUAUAUUUCACUAUGAUACUCUCUUAAGUUAAGAACAGUAUUAAUAAUACUUAUACAUAAUAAUAUGUACAGUAGAAUCCGUUUAUUAUGACUCCGCUUAUACAGACCAACCGCUUACUAUGACGUAAUUACUGUGCGAAGUUUGGUUUCAUAUAUAAUUAUUUGUGACAAAAGUCGGAUAAUAUGACUUUGUAUAUAGUGACAAAUCGCUUACUAUGACCUAUAAAUCGUAUUUUCAUGAAAUUAUGUCCGCUUAUACUGACACAUUCGCUGGUUUUCGUGGCCGUCCCCACGUCUUUCCCUGUGAAGACGUUAGGUGCGUGCGUGGCUUGUAAGUUGUUUUAGUUUUGAUUCUCAGUGCAAAGUUGAUAAUUGGUAUAAGGUUAAUUAAACUCAUCUUUAACAAAUAAUCAAAAAUAAGAAGUUAACCUUUCGAGACCCGGACCCAUAUUCUAGUAAAUAUAGUAAAUAUGGCUACCCAGGGAGCCGACGGGUCUCGAAAGAUUAUUAUCAUCAUGUUUUAUAUGACAUCCGCUUAGUAUGACGUGUUUGUCACUUCCCUUCGAUGUCAUCAUAUGCGGAUUCUACUGUAUUGUUAAUUUAGACUGCUAAUACUAGACUUGAUAUACAUCAAAACCAUAGAUAACGGAGUACUAAGAUGCGUAAAGUAGUGCAAAAUAUUGUGACCGCAAUAAUACUAGCUGUAGUACAAGUAGGCUAAGGGUCCAACUAAGCUAACUCUGCCCUGCGCUGAUUUUAAAGUAACAAAGCGUCAUAGGGAGCGUGCAUGAACUGCAGGGGGCAGCACAGGCGCCGCCUGUUUAUUGGCGCAGUGUAAAUGUCAAGUUUAAGCUUCCAAUGUAGCCCACAAGUAACAGAACUAACAAUGCGCAAGAAAUCGUACGUGAACUGUAGAGGGCAGCAAUUGCUUUGACGUUAAGUGGCAAUGUGACAGUCAAUGUAUAGUUUAGGUAUGUUUCCGAUGCAGGUCACAAGCUGGCAGACCUUCCAACGCGCACGGCCCCUUAUCAUCAGAUGAGAGCGUUUAUGUUGGGUCCACAUCCACACUGUCAUUGAAAAACGCAAUGCAAAGUUAGCUUAGUCAUACUUAGUAGUAAAGUUUUCAAAACCGUAAAAUGGUCCUACUUUGCUCCACUUUGAAGUUUUUAAUAAAAAAAAAUUAAAUGUUCAAUAUUAAAUAUUCAGACGUAUUGAAUAUCGUAUGUAACAUAUUUUAUCGCUAAAUCAACUAUGAAACCAAAAACGAACGAAACUAUGAAUACGGAGCAUAAGAUACCCAUUGAUUGGGGUAUUUUGCUCUUACCUAUGGUUUACUUAGGGGUGCAAAUUUACCCCAAUGUGCGCCAAAUUAAUAAGCCCCGCCAAAAAAGAGAGAUUAAUUUUAUGACUAAUGUAGCAAUUCAAAAUAUAUAUACAAUUUCGUUUAUCUGAGUAUAUAAAUAAUAAUAUAUAAAUAUUAUGUUUGAAUAUAUUAGGCGUUGUAAUUUUUUUUAAUUGGAGAAGUUACCCACUGGGGAGCAAAGUAGGACUAUUUUGCGGAAUGACAAAAGUUCCACAUGGAAAAACUUCGGAAACCUCAUAUUUUUGUAUCUUCUUCGUCGUUCCCUCAUGACUGAGGAUCGUGACCAACAACUAUAUCCCUCCAUUUAACGCGAUAAAGGGCUAUGUGGGCCGCCCUCUGCAUGGAACCACAUGCUUGUCUAAUGUAUGGAUGGUAUAGAAAGGAUGCCAAUCUCUUAUGGCAGAAUUGUUGCAAAAGUGACCGCUUUCAGCUUUAAAUAAUAGUUCCUAAUUUCUCCGGUGGCGCUAGUUAGGCUCUGGGACAUGAGUAUAACGUGAACCAUAUAAGGCAACAAAUAACCCGACCAAAUUACGUAGGUUGUUUUUGGUAGUAUUUCAGUGUAUGGUGGCGCCGCCUAAUUACUGUUUUUUGAUGGACACUUUUCAUACAUAGAGAUUUGGCUCCUUUAUAUAGUCUCCAUGGUCUAAUGGAAUCCGACCAUCUUGCAGGGGGACUUCCUCUAGCUCGCUUGCCUUCAACUUGCCCCAGUAUGAUGUCACGUUCGAGGCUGUGGUGUGGCGAUCGCAUUAUGUGCUCAAAGAAUCUGAAAGCCCUCUCCUGGCAGAUUGUUAAGCGACAUUUCGCACUCUUUGUUAGUUUGUCUAUGGUGUAACUCGGCGAAUAGUCAGAUAUCUAAAAUGUAAACCUAGCUCUCUAGCUAGCUGUUUUGCAAAUAAUUAUAUGUCAAAAUAAUUAUUGAUUAUUUAUUUUAGCCAAUUUAGCCUGUCAUUCCGUUCUUGUUUUACGUGUGAUCCAUUUAUAAAAAAAUAUCAUGGUAAUCAUCAAUCAAUCUUUAAUAUUUUAUGCAAAAAUAAUCAAUAUCCAUUGUAAUCGCGCUAUGAAUGAAAUUGAUUAUAAUUAAUUAUUAUAUUUGCUAACUCGCAUACAUACUAAUUAUUGAAUACAUAAUAAUAUGUAUGUCGUUUUCAAGCAAAAGGUACCUCAUUGUCGCUUUCCAUAAGGACGCUCUGACAGGUUAUUCGUAUAAAGAUACAAGCAAAUUUCUUUCUUAUGUUAAGCGACAAAGUGGUACCUUUUUUAUUGAAAACAUGUUGACUAAUAAUUUGCACUACGGGGGAAAUUUUUAUUAUCUUCUGUUGCCGCGAUGUUCAUGAAAUAAACCAAUAUAAACGGAUUAUAUCGCGUAUAAUGAAUUUAAAACACAUCCCAACAUCAACCCUUCAAAUGCAUUAUACGCGAUAUAGUUAUUUAAAUUGUUUUAUUAUUUGGGUUACUUAUUGUUUGUUUGUAAUAUAUUAGCAAGAAACUUGCCAAUAAUGUAAUUUAUGUAAUUAAAAUCAUUACUAUUCAUUUAUAAUCAUACUAUUUAUGAACAUCAUCUGUUAUUACAUGUUUAAUGUAGCUACUUUCACUAUUUGUUAUCUAUUAAAAUGAUGAUUUUGAAACAUUUGUAUCGGCAUUUAAAUAAGGCACAUAUUUUUAUGAGCUAAGAACAUAAAUUAAAUGCAGAAAAUACGUAACAUUGUCUGGCGUAUUUUUGUACUUUCAUGACGUGAAAUAGUUUUGUAUAGCGUGCAAUAUCGUUGUAAUUUUAA